AUGGCGCGUUCCGUGCAGAAAGGGGAAUUGCUCCAGAUUGGAAUCUCCAAAGAAGAGGCACUGGCAGCGUUGGAGGUUGUGAGGCAGGAGUGUCACGGGGACGCAGCGAGGGCUGCUGGGGGCUCAGGCACCACCAGGAAGUGCACGGCACUCGAACUUCUGGAGGAGGAGCAAGCCCAGGGCUUCAUCAUCACCUUCUGUUCAGCCCUAGACAAUAUUCUGGGAGGUGGUGUGCAGCUAACAAAAAUCACCGAGAUCUGUGGAGCACCUGGUGUUGGGAAAACACAGCUAUGUAUGCAGCUGGCAGUAGACGUGCAGAUCCCCGAAUGCUUUGGGGGCGUAGCUGGAGAAGCCGUGUUCAUUGAUACGGAAGGAAGUUUUAUGGUAGACAGAGUAGUGGACAUCGCAGCUGCCUGUGUGCAGCACUGCCAGCUCAUUGCUGAAGCUCAUCAGGAAGAAGAUCAUCUAAAAGCUUUGGAGACUUUCUCUCUUGAAAGUGUCCUUUCUCACAUAUAUUACUUCCGUUGCCGUGACUACAUAGAGCUUCUUGCACAGGUCUACCUCCUCCCAGACUUUCUUUCAGAGCAUUCAAAGGUCCGGCUGGUGGUGGUUGAUGGAAUUGCAUUUCCUUUUCGGCAUGACUUUGAGGACCUCUCGCUUCGAACAAGACUUCUGAAUGGUCUAGCACAACAGCUAAUCAUCAUAGCAAAUGAUCAUAAAUCAGCGGUAGUUCUGACAAACCAAAUGACAACAAGGAUUGGACAAAGCCAGUCCACAUUGGUACCUGCUUUAGGAGAAAGCUGGGGACAUGCUGCUACUGUCCGUUUAAUCUUUCACUGGGACAACAGUCAGAGGUUGGCAACGUUGUACAAGUCACCGAGUCAGAAGGAGUCGACCAUACCAUAUUGCAUUACAUCUCAUGGCUUCCGAGAUGUGCAGCCUCCAGCUGUCACUCAAAAUGCUGAAGGUACUGAAAUGAACCCUCGCAAACGGCCGCGGAGAGAAGAGGAAAAGUAAUAGCAGUUCAAAAGUUGAAUGUUUAAAAACGUGUGCUACGUGAGAACAGUUGCAUAGUGACCAUGGAACCAAAGGUAGCCCGAGAGACUCUAACUUAACUUCCUGCUCCAGACAUUAUUUUA
This is a messenger RNA of Opisthocomus hoazin, 1139 nucleotides long. NCBI's taxonomy places the organism in Eukaryota, Metazoa, Chordata, Aves, Opisthocomiformes, Opisthocomidae. The record is from RefSeq and is a predicted model, not a curated record.